Molecule: messenger RNA, 4174 nt
Organism: Heteronotia binoei (common prickly gecko)
Lineage: Eukaryota; Metazoa; Chordata; Lepidosauria; Squamata; Gekkonidae
Gene: PAQR3
Product: progestin and adipoQ receptor family member 3
Exons: 8
Coding region: 294-1223 (309 amino acids)
Cellular component (GO): membrane
Molecular function (GO): signaling receptor activity
Source: RefSeq, a predicted model, not a curated record
CGGCUCGCCAGCUACGGCGGCUGCGUGGGGUCGCGCGGCGAUUGCGCGAUUCGGUAAGCGGGCCCGGCCGGGUGAGCGAGAGGAAAAAGAGGCGACGUUGGUGCGCCGCCGCCAGAUUCUCGGAGCAACGAAACAAAGAAGGCCGCUGGUCUCGGGCCUUUCUCUCCACGAUGCGGGAUGGGAUGAAACGGCCUCAGCUGCUGAAGCGACGGCGGCCACAAGCCGGGAAAACUGCAGCAGAGGCCUUGAAGAUUACGCGUCACCCUUCACUUUUGCCUUGAAACGCUGCUGAAAUGCACCACAAACUCCUUAAGAGCGCUCAUUACAUUGAGCUGAAAAGCUACCAGUACUGGCCUGUCUUGGUGCCUCGAGGGAUCCGCCUGUACACCUAUGAACAGAUUCCCGUAUUCCUCAAGGACAAUCCUUACAUCACAGAUGGCUACAGAGCGUAUCUGCCUUCCAGGCUGUGUCUGAAAAGCCUUUUCAUUUUGUCCAAUGAGACGGUCAACAUCUGGAGUCACUUGCUGGGCUUCUUCCUCUUCUUCAUUUUGGGCAUCUACGACAUGACUUCUGUGCUGCCUUCAGCCAGUGCCUCGAGAGAAGAUUUUGUCAUUUGCUCCAUUUGUCUCUUCUGCUUUCAGGUCUGUAUGCUUUGCUCAGUAGGGUACCACCUUUUCUGUUGCCAUCGCUCAGAGAAAACCAGCCGACGGUGGAUGGCAUUAGACUACGCAGGGAUUUCCAUCGGUAUCCUGGGCUGCUACGUCUCUGGAGUCUUUUAUGCAUUUUAUUGCAAUAACUACUGGCGCCAGGUGUACUUGAUCACCGUGCUCGCAAUGAUCUUGGCCGUCUUCUUUGCUCAGAUCCACCCCAAUUACCUCACUCAGCAGUGGCACAGGCUGCGCUCCAUCAUAUUCUGUUCAGUCUCAGGCUACGGAAUCAUUCCCACCAUCCACUGGAUUUGGCUCAACGGAGGGACCGGCGCAUCUAUCGUGCGGGAGUUUGCUCCACGCGUGAUUUUGAUGUACUUAAUAGCUGCUUUGGCGUUUCUCUUCUAUAUUUCCAAAGUCCCGGAACGAUAUUUCCCUGGGCAGCUGAACUACCUCGGCUCUAGCCACCAGCUGUGGCACAUCCUCGCAGUGAUCAUGUUGUACUGGUGGCACCAAUCGACGCUGUACCUCAUGCAGUACAGACACAGCAAACCGUGCCCUGACCUUACCAUAUAAUAGCACGUGAAGACUGCCUUCGCUACAGUGACGCGGUGGACGGCGAAUGUCUCCUUUCUGGCCAAGUCCAGCUGAGCUGCUGUUUUGAUCUUUUGAGGGUCUUUGUCCUGGGCUAGGGAUGAUAUGCAGACAGACAUUUCGAUGACUCCCUGGACGGGGCUCCAGCUGCCAAAUAACUUUUUGAACAAGUUUAAGACAGUAAAAGAGCCGCAGGCGUUUGCCCUGUGUCAGCAGAGUGUGACUGGACCCUAUCAGAAGACUGGCUUCUGUUCUUAACCGCUGAUCCAACGAGGCUUUAGCCCGAGAACCCUUUUGGUAUGAGAAGCUGGGAAGCUGAGGAUACAUUCUCUCAAAUGCAUGCUCGUAACGCUCCUGACAUGAAUUCCGACAUCGCGCCUUGGAACUUGAAACGUCCGUGUCCUUCGUUGUAUGUUUUAAUAUGUUUCGUGUCCUCGCACUGAUGUUGUUCUAUUACUUACCUGUGGAUCGGGUGGAUUUUCACUGGACUCCCCUCCUUCCCUUCAAAAGAAUCGCCCGCCGUGGCUUCCCUUCAGGGGUAACUGAAUGACCAAUCACAGCCGGCGAAAGAGCAGAGCCUCCUCGCUAGUCAUCAAAACGGGACGUUGCCAACAGAGGCUCCUUUGGGUGACCUAGGAACUGAAGGACGCAAAGCCCGGAGGGGUGUGUCAAUGAAUAUAAGGAAAAUGUUACAUGUAUGAAUCGCUCCCUUUACCAAGCAGCACUGGCCUCAAAGAGGAUGUGUCGUGUAUUGUCAAUUACAGAGAAGCCUCUUUCUGUCCUGGUCCGGGGUUUUGGUUGGUUUGUUUUGUUGUUUUUAAGAAUGCCAGCGGUUCCUUCAGAUGCUUGCCAAUGAAUUCGUUCAGUCAGUCUAGAAGAGCUUUGCACUCGGCCUUUUGACACUUCAGUUAUCAUUCCCUAGCAAAAGGGCAUGAAGGGUGAUUCUUUCCCCCCCCCCCCCCCGGAAGGCAAAGAUAGCUGGAGGAAAGCUGAAAUCCUGUGCCUGCUUUGGAUUGGAGGAUGGGGGGACCAUAGGGAAGGGUUAGGAGUGCUGCAUCUGCCUGAAUGCUUUGCCAAUGAGACGAGGGUUUCCAAACCCAAAGCGGCUGCAGAGCCUGCAGUUCUAGCCUCAGGGCAGUUCCAUCUUUGCUGUUCUGGAAAAUGGCCUUUUCGUGGGCAAGUUAUAGCUUGCACUCGCGGCGACCCCGAGAAACUCUGCAUCCCCCCGCCCCUCCGGGGUUGCAGGGGGCACGGCCCUACCCGCAGUUUUAUCUGGUAAAGCAAACAUUUCAAUUGAUAGACAGUAGCCCACUAGGCUGGCUAUAUAACAGCAUCACAGUUGUAGAAGUAAACGGUCAUUUUAAGUUUCAGGCCUACCCCCUGAAGCGCCAAAGGGUAAAAGCUUGCAAUUGUCAACUUCCGCAGCACUGCCUUCAGGUUAUCACACGACUUGGCUAGUUUGUAUGUAGCGCCAGCGUAUUAAACGUGUGAACAUUUGGUCCAAGUUUGCAUAUUUGACAAGUAGGACCCCCACCCAGUUUUACCUAGCGCAGGUAACGCUCAUCGUUAGGGUUGGCUUGCUUUUUAAAUUAAGUCUGCCUUUUAAAAAGCCAAGAGCUGCUGGAUGCAGUUGCAACGCCGCUCUCUCACGUUGGUGCAGGUGCAACGCAAGCUGUGGGGCUGUUGUUUGUGUGUGAGUGAUGGCGCCCCCCCCCCUUCUUUCCUAGCUCCAAUGAAUGUACGUGGCCUGUUGUGGCCAGUACCAGGUUUCUUAUGCCUCUUAAAAGAAACAGACUUUCUUUGGAAGUUUCAUUUCAGAAUAUCAAACCGACUUCAUCUUGAGUAGGGACAAGGGUUUGUCUUGAAGAUGUAGCAUCGCAGUACGUUAAGCUCCUUGGUGAAUGUCUUAAACAGACUCUGCGUUUUACAACACGGUUGUACCUUAUUGAAUGUUCUCGAUGUGGCACUGCAUGAACGGCGGUAAACUAAUCUUUGUCCAAGUGACUUUUGCGGGCGGGGAGGGGGGAGUAAAAACACCCCUCCUCCCAAUAUAUCGUUCUGCUGCCUUGGGGUGCUUCAGGAGCAUCAUAGUAGUGAGACAAACUGGCUGCGUUCUUAAGGAAAACAGUCUGUCUGCGUUGCUACGUGAAACAAAUGCCUUAUCUUUUGGUGCAGAGAGGUGCAUUAGAUCACGACUCGCUCAGCUUGCAAGACAGAGUCUCAUGCGUAGAUGUGGAAAGCAAAGUUGACAGAUAUCGCGGUGGAGGGUCUUUUUAAAAAAUCGCUUCUAGCACUAUAGAGGGGAAAGCUUUUAGAAAAGGAGGACCCUGUGAUUUUAUUUCAGACUUGGGCAAAAGCCUUGUAAAAAAAAAUAUAUAUAUAUCCCUGAAGAGUGGAAACGUUUCGUUUUUAAAAAGCAGCAACAGAAUGCUCAGUUUGCCAAGAUAGAUCAUGACGGCUCUACUUUCAGACUGUCUGUGACAAAAGAAGAAAGAAGGCCCUUUGUAGAUCGCUGCUUGUGCGUGAGAGAACUUGUCUUUGUUUUAAUUUAUUUAACGGUAUUAUGUAUAGAUGUUUCUAACAGGCUAGUUCUUUAGAGACACUGCAGCAACCUAAAUGCAGAAUGACACAACAGUUUAAGUCUUGUCUCCUAAACCUCUGGCCCUUCCAAGGGAAGUGGGAUCAGCUAAGCAAAAUGUGUAUCAAUAACUGCUGCUGGAGCCUCCUUGUAGAUUAAGAGUCCACAGACCUGCUGGAAGCAGUUGUUUUCGGAUGAUCUCACUUGUAGCUUAGGGUGGCUUUUUGAAAAUCCCAAAACCCACAUUCCAAGUACAAGGGAGGGACAAAACCCUUUGCCAACACUUGAGUGCAAUUUAAUCUAGUGGCAUAUGUAUUAUGUAAAUAUUGGCACUGUAAAUAAAGAGUUUACAGAA